UGUUAACAUGAGGACACGUGUGUGUUAUUGAUUUCGUUUAUAUGAAAAAUGCUGUAUGUAUAUAACGCGAAUUUGAAACACACACAUAGCUUUAUCAUCUGAAGACAAUCAAGGAUGUGGCUGACGAUAGCUCUGUUGAUUGGAUCAGGAUGUCUGGCUGGGGCCCAGCACAGCACCAACUGUCCCCCGGGGCGUCACGUGAUCGCUCACCUGUUUGAGUGGCGGUGGACGGACAUAGCGGUGGAGUGCGAACGGUUCCUGGGACCCACAGGUUACUGCGGGGUGCAAAUCUCUCCCCCUAAUGAACACCGGAUAAUUCCGGAAAUUAAUUUUGAUAUCCCGUUCAGCCGCUUCACCCCCAUAACCCGACCCUGGUACGAGAGAUACCAGCCCGUCAGCUACAAACUUACCAGUAGAAGCGGCACCGAGGAGGAACUCAGGGAUAUGAUCAGACGCUGUAACGACGUCAACGUCAGAAUCUACGUGGACGCCGUCAUUAAUCAUAUGGCCGGUGAGAACGCUUAUGGAACCGGAAGUGCCGGAAGUAUUUGGAACUCUGCAUCUCUCAGCUUUCCUGGCGUGCCCUUUUCAGAGCACGAUUUCCACAGCGGGUGUGGAAUCGAGAAUUAUGGUGACGCGUACCAAGUGCAAAACUGCCGGUUGGUCGGAUUGGUCGACCUUGACCUUGGCAAAGAUUACGUCCGUGGGAAAAUCGCCGAUUACCUAAACAAGUUGACGGCCAUGGGCGUGGCCGGCUUUCGCCUUGACGCAUCAAAGCACAUGCAUCCAAACGAUUUGAUGGCAAUACGAGCCAAACUGCACAACCUGAACACCACUUACUUCCCGGCGGACAGUAAACCUUUCAUAUACCAGGAGGUUAUCGACAUGGGUGGGGAGGGUAUAUCGUCUAGCCAAUACGUGGGUGUGGGUCGGGUGACGGAGUUUAAGUAUGGUAAAGAGCUGGCACGGUUUUUUCGCGGUAACGUUCAGCUGAAACACUUGUCUGGCUUCGGGGAGUCCUGGGGCAUGGUGCAUUCCAAUAACGCUGUAGUGUUCGUGGAUAACCAUGACAACCAGCGUGGGCACGGAGGGGGAGGCAACAUCCUGACGUUCAGAGACUCACGCCUUUACAAAAUGGCGAACGCCUUUAUGCUGGCCUGGCCGUACGGCUUCACCAGGGUUAUGAGCAGCUACUCGUGGCCAACACACUGGGAGCGCGGAAAGGACAAGAACGACUGGAUCGGCCCACCGGCGUCUGGAAACCGCGUUCAAAAUACCCUGGCUGUGACCAUAACCGCGCAGGGCGAGUGCACCGGGGACUGGAUCUGUGAACAUCGUUGGCGUCAAAUUGCAAAUAUGGUCGCUUUCCGGAACAGCGUGACGGGCCAAGGAGUCGACAAUUGGUGGGACAACGGCGCGAACCAGGUGGCUUUUGGGCGAGGCGAUAAGGGCUUCCUGGCCAUUAAUAACGACGGUUUCUGCAUGGUUACCGAACUUGACACAGGGCUUCCGGCUGGCACUUAUUGUGACGUCAUAUCCGGUGAGUUCAGAAGAACGCACUGUACCGGAAGAGUGGUACGCGUAGGGCAUGAUGGGAAAGCGUUGAUGGAUGUGGCCAACUGGUUGCCAGAUCCCGUCCUAGCUAUUCAUGCAGGAUCGCGGAUCAGUGACUCUGUUAGCCACGGCGCCGAGGCGGGUACACCUGACCUAAGACGUACGGUGAUCCUCAUAGAGAAGCAGACAACCCCCGGGCAGGACAUCUUCAUGAGGGGCGGGAUUGACCACGCCCGGCGCCCAGUCUGCAAGCAGAACCCAGUUGAGUGUGCGAUCCCAGUGAGGUAUCGACCUAUUGGAACGGGUAGCCAUUACCAGAAAUACAUCGACUGGUGCAAGGGGGACCAGAUGCUCGACUGGGAAGGAGCGGAAUCCGGACAAGGCAAAUACGAGAACAUGUCACCCCACGGGUCCCCCCUGGUCUGGACAACAAAUGACGUCACUAGCUCUGCUUAUCAAAGCGUGAACAGUUAUGGUGGCAGUUACUGGCUUCUUGACGUUGACAUGGAUUGCUCUAAGACGGAAAACGGAUGGUUUGAGGUGAAGGCUGUCAUAGCGAGUAGGAAUGGAACUGAAGUCACGUGGGAGAGUAAUCUCGUGCAUAGCUCUGCAAAUCCCGCAGGAUCUGCCAGAGAGACACUUCCAGGCUGUUCGGCAAAUCACAUUGUAAAGUGUGGUAAGAUAAAUGUGUUAAAAUUCGGAAGACCCGACAUCAAGAUCAACAAUUUCAGCUGAUUGUUGCAAACAAA
Molecule: messenger RNA, 2303 nt
Organism: Liolophura sinensis
Lineage: Eukaryota; Metazoa; Mollusca; Polyplacophora; Chitonida; Chitonidae
Product: pancreatic alpha-amylase-like
Exons: 7
Coding region: 115-2289 (724 amino acids)
Biological process (GO): carbohydrate metabolic process
Molecular function (GO): cation binding; alpha-amylase activity
Source: RefSeq, a predicted model, not a curated record